This is a messenger RNA of Notothenia coriiceps (black rockcod), 1373 nucleotides long. RefSeq names its product histone H4 transcription factor-like. The transcript is spliced from 2 exons. The record is from RefSeq and is a predicted model, not a curated record. The annotation marks the transcript as partial. Lineage: Eukaryota; Metazoa; Chordata; Actinopteri; Perciformes; Nototheniidae.
GGGAACUUCGUCGCUCGCUACAAGUGCCAUGUGUGCGAUCAGUGCUUCACCCGAGGCAACAACCUGACCGUUCACCUGCACAAAAAGCACCAGUUCAAAUGGCCCUCAGGACACCCAAGGUUCAGGUAUAAGCAGCACGACGACGGCUUCCUGCGGCUCCAACUGAUCCGCUACGAGAGCGUGGAGCUGACCGAGCAGCUGAUGAGGGAGCGGCAGAGUAGGCAAGGGGAGGAGGACGAGGACGAUGGCGUGAAUGAGGAAGAACCCUCGGGGGCCGCUCCCUCAGAGCUGCAGGUAGAACUGAGAGGGGUUUUACUGGAGGAGCCAGAAGCCAGCGGUCAGGAGGAGGAGGAGGAGGAGGGGGGGAUGAUGUACGUCCUCACGGGGGGUUUGUCACCAGCGGAGGAGGAGGACAUGCAGCAGAUCCACGAUAGUGAUCAGGGAGCGAUGGUGCUUUGACUGCUACAGCCCUGCCUACACGUACCAUAGACGAGAAGACGAUCUGUAAUGUUUCACAUAUCAUGAUAUAUGUUUAAAGGACCUUGUUGUGUUUCUAAGCCUUUUAACGGGGGUUGAAAGCACGUAAUAAUAAUAAUUGAAAACGUCAGAAUGAGAAGACAUUUUGACUAUAAGCCUAUGUUAGGUUUUACGUGUGUUUUUUAUUUGCUGAUAUUGAGCGUGCGGAAAAGAAUGUGCCCAGUAUUUUUGUAAUUAUUCAUGCUUAUAGUUUAUACUGUAACGUCUUGGGUUGGAUAUUAAUGCUACACGGCCAAGUGGGAAAGCCAAUUUUUUUAUUGAAGAAUUCACCCCUAGACACAUGUUCCUGUUACCUGUAGUGCUAUUUCUUCAUUUAGAUAUUUCUGUUGUGUGUUGGUGAUAUCAGUCGUAGAGAUGUCCCGGUUACUGAAGAUAAUCCACAGACAUGUUGUGAACAGUUUCAUGUAGGAAACACUAUCUUUCUAUUGAAGCACAUCCCAUUACGUUUGAGUAAAUAGCACUAUAGAUACGAUGGAAACAUGUACUUUUUGACUUUGAGGUGAAAUGUGAGAUAUGAUUGAUAAGAAUGGUGUGUUUGCAUUAAUAUCCACUGACAUGUGGCAAAGAGGGCCUACCUCAUAGUGCGUUAUCUCUAACUCAAAUAAACUAGUAAAUCUGAAUGUUUGAAAUAAAUCACAUCCUACAUUUAUUUUUUUGUAUUAAUCAAAUGUUGUGAUUUAAAUGUCUUAAUUAUUUCAUACUAGAAAAUGCCUUUUUUAUUUAAUGGCUACGAUUUACUGGUAACAUAAUAAACAGUAUAUCCACCAUCUUUACUUCCAUUAUAGCGCCCCCUGCUGGAUCUAACUGCUUGACUACAGCUCCAUGCUAUGAGUCAU